AUGUUGUUCAGCGUGUUCAACAUUGCUUUGGUAUUUGUGGGUAUAAUCACAAUCAUAUCAUUCUUCCUGACAUGCGUUAUGAUCGUCAUUUUGUGGCGAUAUAGGAAGUCGACUCGCUACAAAGCGUUUUUCUACAAAACUUUGUGGAAUGAGUGCAUUUUCAAUAUCUUCACGUUCAUAUUCUUCCUAGCAACCAUGUAUGCGAGGUUCUUUGACUGCAUGAUCCCUAUCUUCCUCUACCUCAACCGUUUCCCUUGGUGGACAAAGUUUGCGCAAAUCACUCAGGAACAUAUCAUGUACAUACAAACUAUGAAUGUAUUCUUGGCAGUAGGAGGACGAUUUUGCACCGUAUGCAUACCACAUUCACGAAUCACGCAUACUGCCGAAGAACUAAAUAAAUGGAUGAUUUGCGUUUUACAAAUCUUUUUACCUACUAUUGUUGAGAUACCAAUAUAUAUCUUUUAUAAUUUCGAAUACGGAUAUACGGGUAAUUUGAAAGUGCCACUGCUGUUGGGCACGACCAACGACCACUACUAUGAGGUUGCCUUUUCUAUUUGUGUGAUAUAUCUAAUCGGCGCAUUCGCGCUUUGUGUUUUUGGUUACAUAUCCCUGUUUUACACAGUGCGAAAAAGAGCAAAUCGUAAUGAGACAAACAUUAUCAUCCAUGGCGGCUGCCUUUUGUUAGCACUUGGUGCUCUAUCAGCAUGUACUAUAGUCCGAGGGUUUCGUAUAUUAGAGAAAAGCAAAUACAUGCGAAUAUUCUACUUCUCUACUUCGCUGUGGAUCCCAUGCACUAAUAUAGCAGCGACCAUAUGCGUAAUAGGACCCAUACGAAAACACAUCCUCGCCCCGUUCAAGGAAAAAGCAGACACGACUGUGUUACCCAAUACUACCCUACUUUGA
Molecule: messenger RNA, 903 nt
Organism: Cylicocyclus nassatus
Lineage: Eukaryota; Metazoa; Nematoda; Chromadorea; Rhabditida; Strongylidae
Source: the annotation of a GenBank genome assembly